Messenger RNA from Colletotrichum orchidophilum, 738 nucleotides. RefSeq names its product glutathione S-transferase. The record is from RefSeq and is a predicted model, not a curated record. The transcript is spliced from 3 exons. Lineage: Eukaryota; Fungi; Ascomycota; Sordariomycetes; Glomerellales; Glomerellaceae. Bases 1 to 738 code for a protein of 245 amino acids.
AUGUCUCUCGAGGUUUUCCAUCUUGGACUCUCUCAAUCUGAGAGAAUCGUAUGGCUUCUAGAGGAGUUGCAAGUGCCGUACACAUUGCAUGUCUUUGAGAGAGACCCCACAACUGGCCUCGCACCCAAGGGAAUCAAGGACGUUAACCCCGCCGGGACCGCACCUUAUUUCCGCGAUAGCACUGUUUCACCGCCAAUCGAGCUUGGAGAGUCUGGCGCAACCGUCGAAUACAUCUUAAACGUCCAUGGAACCAAGGCCGGCUCCGCAGCCCCGAGACUCAUUCGCACUCCCAAUGACGCCGAUUACGCCGCCUAUCUCGAGUGGUUUCACUUCGCAAACGGCACUCUCCAGCCGACUCUCGGCCGCGCCAUGACCCUCGUGUUCGCCGGCGCUUCGCAAAGUGACUUUGGCAAGCGCAUGGAACUCAAGUCCCACGGAGCUCUCAAGUUGAUGGACGCCCGCUUGGCCAAUAACAAAUGGCUUGCCGGUGAGAACUUGAGCGCCGCGGAUAUCAUGACGGUUUUCACUCUCACUACCAUGCGUGGCUUCUAUCCUCUCCUGGACCUGACGAAGUACAAGAACAUCUUGCGGUACCUGAAGGAUGUUGCCGAACGCCCUGCAUACCGAAAGGCACUGGAGAAGGGAGAUAAGGGCAUGGAACCUAUGAACGGACCCAAGGUCAAGGCAUUCAAGCAAUUUGCGGCAUUUGGUGCCGUUUACGAGUCCCUGGGCUACUAG